AUGGCCGACGAACCUGAAGACUUGUCCAAUACACCAGAGCCCAUGCAGCCUGAGCGGAAAUCUACUUCUCAUGAGACAAGCGAUACUCCCUCCGAACCUCCUGUUACUCGUGUCACCUCCCAAACACAUCAAGGACAAGAGAACCUCUCAAGUAUAGCCGAAGAUUCCCUACCUCUUCCUUUACCAAAUCCCAAAAGGUUUUCCAUUCUGGGUUUCAGACAUGCCUCAGAUCCGCAGCUCUCGACCAGGUUUAGAAAUGAGGAAUCCACCGCUUCUAGCAAUAACAAUCCCGCCCCACCUAAAAUCAUCACCACCGCACCUACUACAAGUGAACUCGACGCCGCAAUCCCAAAGCCCGCGAAGCGAAAACUAUUCGCUCGUGCCUCAAGCCCUUUCAGGAAGACUCAGGUUAUCAGAGAAGAAACGACUGAGCCUGCGAUGGAGGGGCGUAUAUCUCGUGGAAACGGAUCGGCCUUGUCCAAUGUGCUGCGCGAAAACACUUCCUUUGAACGCCUACCGCGGAACAAGCUAGUUCAUGGCAUAGUUGCACCGCCUGCCUAUGGCGACGAAUCCUCUUCAUCACUAGCAUUACCUGUCACACGGUUGUCUGAUUCUUCACGCUCAGACGAUAGCUCCGGCGAGCAUCACGUUUACGCAAAAACCACCACCACCCACACAAUCUCUACCACCACCACAUUCUUCAAGUUGAAGAGACGGAAGAAGGACAAGGGCCCGCUAUUUCCCUUGCCAGAGAAGUUUCCUCAUCCAGCUUCAGCCCGGACAAGCACCUCCCACACCCCUCAAGAGCGUGCGUCCGGAAGAAAAUCUAUGUCUCCGAGUAGGAGAUCUGGGGCCGCCAUCAGAUUCGAUACAGAGCCGAGCAGGCAAGACUCUGCUGAACCGUCACCCACCCACUCUGCAACCGCGCUCACGAACGCUCCCUUCGGCUCCCCUGGACCUACUGUUGUGCGUCAGGACUCGACCUGGUCCAAUCAUUCUGGCCAAUCAACACCUUCGGUGACUCUAAUUCCACCCCGACUUGGUGCGAGGGGACGAUCAUCUACCAUGAGCUCUCUUGGGAGGUCAGCCGAGAAGUUGCUUGACCCUGUGCCGCAAUCUACAGGCUCGGCCAGAACAUCUACCUCGACAACCGGGAGACGAAGCUUUGGGGAUUUGCUGUCUUUACCUCAUCGCUUACGACAAAACUCCGCACCUCCAGCACGCCAUGGUAACGGUGCGAGUCCGAGUACUCCAGGCUCGAAAGCCAACUCCUUGCAAAUUCCUCGAGAGCCAGAACCCGAGCGAGAGUACCCUAAACGAGAGGAUGGUGAUACUCCUGCAAGUUAUUUAGAAAAACUCGAGGCUGCCGUACCGAGAGGUUCCAUGGCAACUAUCCUGUGUAAAAGCGCGGAUGAUUUCUGCAAGACUUGCUUGCGUAAGUAUAUGCGUGGAUUCUCUUAUUUUGGGGAUUCCAUUGACAUGGCUAUUCGCAAGAUGUUGAUGGAGGUGGAGCUACCAAAAGAAACGCAGCAGAUUGAUCGGUUACUUGCAGGGUUUGCAGAUCGGUAUUAUGAAUGCAAUCCCGGCAUCUUAGCAUCGACCGAUGAGGCGUCGUAUAUAGCCUUCUCCAUUCUUCUAUUGCAUUCCGACGCUCACAAUAAGAACAACAAACGAAAGAUGCAAAAACACGACUAUGUCAAGAAUACUCAACAGGGUCAAGUGCAAAUUUCAGGCGACAUCCUAGAAUGCUUCUUUGACAACAUUUGCUACACUCCAUUUAUUCAUUUUGAGGAUGAGGUUGCUAUCAACAGUCAUCGCUUGGCAGCUCCGAAACCGAAGAAGAGUCUUAUCAAGACGAGGAGCAUCGAGAGUUUUAGUGGACCCGUUGAUCCAUACACGCUCAUCUUGGACAAUAGAUUGGACGUCCUGCGGCCUUCACUGAAAGAUGUCAUGGAUACUGAGGACCACUAUAGCUCUACAGGAACUUUGGGAGCUUUUGACACCACUGAAGUUGCCAGGGCAUUUUCCAAUUCGGCGGUUCUGCAGAUUGUAUCUGCUCGGUCUAGGCCGGACGCAUUUCUGUCGCAAGCUACAAUCAGCAAUCCAGGUGAAGCUCAGGCUGGAAUUGUCAGCAUCAAAGUCGCCAAAGUCGGCUUGCUGUGGCGUAAAGAUCCAAAGAAGAAAAAAGCAAAGCGACCUUGGCAGGAAUGGGGAGCCAUUCUCACCGAUUCGAAGCUUUACUUCUUCAAAGAUGUUGGAUGGGUCAAGAAGCUAAUUGGACAGUAUGACAGUCACAUCAAAUCUACCGCCAAAGCCAAUUCGUUGGUAUUCAAACCGCCAUUGCCCUCGUUUGACCCUGAUGCAUUGAUGUCGAUGGACGAUUCUGUCACCCUCAUGGAUUCCAGUUAUAAGAAACACAAGAACGCUUUUGUCUUCAUCAAACACGGUGGGUUCGAAGAGGUGUUUCUGGCCAACAGUGAACAAGAAAUGAAUGACUGGAUAGCCAAAUUGAACUAUUCUGCCACUUUUCGGACAGCUGGAGUGAGGAUGCGUGGCGCUCUGGGAUCUGCCUACGAGCCACGGCAUCUUCUUCGCAAAAAUUCCGACAUCUCCACAAAGAGUGGUGAGACCAUCCAGCGAGAGAGAAGACCUGAUCCUCAGAUGGCGUGGGAAAUCAUGUUCUAUCGACGACAGCUGAUCAACGAAAAGAUCAGCGACUUUGAUGAAAAGAUCGCCGUGGCUCAGAAAGAACUCGAUCAUUUGUUACGAAACGCUCGACAUCUGCUCAUCCUCCUUCCAAUACAGCAGAAGACUCGUGAAGGUCUUGUCCUCGGAGCGGGCCGCAUGUCAGCCAAGCUGAAAUGGACCAGAAUUGAGCUUUGGCGAACGCGAACACACCGUGAUAUUUUGAGCAAAGAUCUUGAUCAAGAAGACGUGACGGCCUUCCCAGCUCCGCGGACCUCAGCCACAUCAACUCCCCAGAAGACAACCCCGCUUAAGACUGGGCAGACGUUGGGUAGAACAGUGACUGAUGCUAGCCAUUUGACGCUUUCGCCAAUAAGUGCGACAUCGUCACGACCAUCAUAUCUGCUUGAGAAAUCAAAGACUGGAGAAACUGGAGAAGGCCGAACGGGCCCAAUUAACGCACUAGACCUCCACGCUGCUGGCAGUGCUUCCACUUCCGGAGAACUACAGUCAACGCUAGGUAGUACCCAAGAUCCCAGAUCAGUGGUUCGUCAAACCUCCAUCGUUAGCUCUCUUCACAGUCGUGAGAACAGUCGACAUGCGAGAACGAACGAUGAAGCUGAGCAACUGAUCCUUCGUGAGGCAGGGUUGAUUGGUAUUGAUGGUAACGUUCCAAAAGAGCGGCGACCCGGGACGAGUGAGUCUGAUCGAGACCAAAUAGGCGCGGCACCGUCACCAGAAGUUCCAAAGGGUGGCAGUGUCAGACGCCUUCAUCGAAGUUUACGGGAGGGGCAUUUACCACAUGGAGUACAUCACCACUCGCCGAGUAUCCAUCGCCAUAAGAAAGGUAGAGAUUCCGGUUCAAGUAUCGCUCCUACAGAAGAUGGUAGCCAUUCAGUUAAUACCGAGUCAGAUGAACUAAAGCGAGGCACCGGAAGUUUCAUCUUGCACGGGAAAAAAGCGAGCGUGAUCACAAUGUCGUCGGACUGGCAAUCGGUCGCAAGCGAGGAGAGGAUGAAGUUGAGAAAGGUCGUCCAGGGCGACGAUAGCAAAGAACGACCUGACACAAUCCCAGACGAAGAUGCUGUCGAGACAGCAAGUAACAUGUCGAGACAGAGCGAGGAGUUUUACAACUCCACGGCGUCGAACAACCGGCAAAGUGUUGCAACAACUGCCGGGGAGCAAUUUGUAGACGCAGAAACCGGGGACGAUUCCUGCAAGAAUUCUCGGGUACCCAACGAUAGAUAA
This is a messenger RNA of Exophiala aquamarina CBS 119918, 3933 nucleotides long. RefSeq lists its product as uncharacterized. NCBI's taxonomy places the organism in Eukaryota, Fungi, Ascomycota, Eurotiomycetes, Chaetothyriales, Herpotrichiellaceae. The record is from RefSeq and is a predicted model, not a curated record. Gene Ontology annotation, biological process: regulation of ARF protein signal transduction. The transcript is spliced from 2 exons. Gene Ontology annotation, molecular function: guanyl-nucleotide exchange factor activity. Bases 1 to 3933 code for a protein of 1310 amino acids.